Pediculus humanus corporis (human body louse) is the source of this 1119-nucleotide messenger RNA. RefSeq names its product cAMP-dependent protein kinase catalytic subunit, putative. The transcript is spliced from 6 exons. Gene Ontology annotation, molecular function: JUN kinase kinase activity; ATP binding. NCBI's taxonomy places the organism in Eukaryota, Metazoa, Arthropoda, Insecta, Psocodea, Pediculidae. Gene Ontology annotation, biological process: protein phosphorylation; MAPK cascade. The record is from RefSeq and is a predicted model, not a curated record. Bases 1 to 1119 code for a protein of 372 amino acids.
AUGAAUUUAAAUCACUUCAAUACACCUCCUUCUACUUUAAUGAAAGAUGGAACCAUUCCAACUAACCAUAGGCAAAAUUUACCCAAAAUAGUUCCAUUUAAUCAAGAAAUUUUAAUAGAAAUGUCUCGGGAAAGAUUAAAUUUAACUCAAACCAUGCAAUCAUCUGGUAGAUUAGAAGUAUCACCAAAUUCAGUUUAUGAUUUUACUUCUGACGAUCUUCAAGAUUUAGGUGAAAUAGGACGAGGAGCUUUUGGUACUGUUAACAAAAUGAUACACAGAAAAUCAAAUACAGUGAUGGCUGUAAAGAGAAUUAGAUCUACAAUUGAUGAAAGAGAGCAAAAAAUUUUGCUUAUGGAUUUAGAUGUUGUUAUGAAAUCAAAUGAUUGCCCUUUUAUUGUUAAAUUUUAUGGUGCUUUAUUCAAAGAGGGGGAUUGUUGGAUAUGUAUGCAACUUAUGGAUACUUCAUUAGAUAAAUUUUAUAAAUUUAUUUAUGAAAAACUAAAGCAAAGAAUUCCGGAAAAUAUUAUAGGAAAAAUAACCGUUGCUACUGUUAAAGCUCUUAAUUACUUAAAAGAAGAACUUCAAAUAAUUCACAGAGAUGUGAAACCUAGCAAUAUAUUAUUAGAUAAACAAGGAAAUAUCAAAUUAUGUGAUUUUGGUAUAUCUGGACAACUGGUUGAUUCAAUUGCAAGAACAAGAGACGCUGGCUGCAGACCUUACAUGGCACCUGAAAGGAUAGAUCCACAAACUGCUAAAGGUUAUGAUGUGAGAUCUGAUGUUUGGUCGUUAGGAAUUACAUUAAUGGAAGUGUCAACAGGUCAUUUUCCAUAUCCUAAAUGGAAUACAGUGUUUGAACAAUUAAAUCAAGUUGUUAAAGGUGAUCCACCCAGGUUAUCUCCCAAUGAAGAUGGAAUCACUUUUACAAUGGACUUUGUACGAUUUGUUAAUACAUGUUUAAUUAAAGAUGAGGAUCAGAGACCCAAAUAUAAUGCUCUUCUUCAACAUCCUUUUAUAAAAAAAUCAGAUGAAGAUAAAGUUGAUGUGGCUCUUUAUGUUAGUGAAAUAUUAAAUAAUAUGACCAAUAAUGGUGCUACACAAUUUACAAUGAAUGAACCUUGA